Molecule: messenger RNA, 4914 nt
Organism: Adineta steineri
Lineage: Eukaryota; Metazoa; Rotifera; Eurotatoria; Adinetida; Adinetidae
Source: the annotation of a GenBank genome assembly
AUGGUGUCAGAGCCUAUUAAUAAUAAUAAUAACAGUACAGAUGUUUAUACAAAUGUAAUACAAGGGAAAGUAUUAUUGACUGGUAAUCAAUUACCGAAAAUAAUUUGGAAUCAAAUUAAAAUUCUUGUUAUAUCGAAUAAAAAUGAAUUUGAUAUUGAACGUGAUCUGUUAGUAACAGAAACUUUACCAAAAUUACAACAAUAUUUUUUAACACAAGGUAUUUAUGUUUAUUUUAUUGAUUGUAAUUUAAAUUGGGAUUUUGAUAUAUCAAAAAAUCCAUAUCAUAUAUUACGUUAUAUGAAAGAAAUACAAAAUGCUUAUGAAACAUCAACUGGACUUUUUUUAUUAAAUUUUAUUGGUAAUAAAUAUGGACAAAUUGUUUUACCAAUUGAAUUAUCAACUACAGAUUUUAAUAAUAUUAAAAAUUCAGCAGCUGAUUUAGGCAAAGAUGUUAAACCACUUGAACGAUGGUAUGUAUUAGAUGAUAAACUGUCACCAUCGAUUUAUAAAUUAAAAGAUCCUGAUGAAAAUUCUACAAAUGUUUCAUCACGAUCAUUAUCAACAUAUGAUUUAAAUACACAUGAAAAUCUUGAAUGGAAUGAAGCUUAUAUAACUUUAGUUGAUUUAUUUCUAAGUGUUCAAUAUGAAAAAUCGAAUGUUAAAUCAAUGUAUGAUAUUCCAUUACUCUCGAGUGUAGAAAUGUUAUUUAAUUAUUCAACAAAAUUAUCUUCAUCUGGUUGUAUGUGUGUUUUAAGGCAAUUUGAUGGUUUAAAUGAAAAGAGUAAGGGUAAUGAAUAUUUUAUUGAUACACUUGCUGGUGGACGUUUAGAUAAAAUACGUCAAGAAAAAUUAAAACGUUUUCGUGAAUCUGUUGUUAAUAAAUUUUCAAAUAAUGAUAAUAAUGAUUUAAAAAAUGAUGAUAAUCGAACAAUACUAAAUAUUCCAUGGAAAGAUAAUGGAGAUUUUCAGUCGAAUGAUUCGGAUUAUCAACGAUAUUUACGUACAUUAAAUGCUUCGAUAUUUCUUCGUAUUAAAUCAUUAUAUGAACGUUCAAUUGAUUUAUCAAUAUUACAUCAUUUAAAACCAUCUCAACAAAUUUUAUAUAAUGAAAAUCUUAUGCAUUUAACAUAUUAUACAAAAACUUUGACAAAUACAUGUCUUGGUUUAGAACAUUUUAUUGAGAAUAAUUAUUCAUUUAAACAAUGGUUAACAUUAGCUAAUACAACUGAACAUUAUCCAUAUAUGAUAUUUGGUAGUCGUGCAUCAGGAAAAACUUUAUUAUCAACAAAAAUAGUUCAAUAUCUUAUAAAUACAUUAGGAAAAAAUGUACAAUGUAUAAUAAGAUAUGUUAAUUUAACAUCAAAAUCACGUCAACUUAGUGAAAUAUUUUCAUCAAUAUGUACACAAAUGGGUUUAUUACAAAAUGCCUCAGUAGGAAAUAUUGAUCAACAAACUAAUCGUAUUGAAUAUUAUCAAACUAUUUUAAAAAAUUUAUCAAAAAAUCAAAAACCAUUUAUAUUAAUGAUUGAUGGAAUUGAAGAUAUAACAUUACAAAGUCAACAUAUAUCAUGUAAUACAUUUUAUCAAACAUUACUUCAAUUACUUCCACCAAAAGUAUACGUGAUAUUAUCUGUUGGUCGAAGUAUUCAUUCAUCAUCUUCAUAUGAAAUUCCAAUACGUGAAAUGAUUGAAAAAAUUGAAAAAGAAAAUUGUUUAAUUGAAUUACCAUUUACAAGUGAAACAAUAAAUUUAUCUGAUUUAACAUUAUUUAUAAAAUCUGAAUUAAAUUUAAUUCAACGACAUAUAACAGAUUCAGUUAUACAAACAUUAUCAAAAUCUAUCUAUCAACAAUUAGAUAAACAAUCACAAAUGUUUUAUAUUCUUCGACUUAUUUUAAAUGAAAGUUAUUUAGAUUAUUUAUCAUUAGAAAAAAAGAAAGUUGCUUCGAUAGAUUUUAAUCUUGAUAAUAUACUUAAUAAUUAUAUUGAUCAUUGUGAACAAAAAUUUGGUUCAAAAAUAUGUUCAUUUAUAUUUAAUUAUAUUAGUUCAUCUCAAUCAGCAAUCAGUGAAAUUGAAUUACUUGAUAUAUUAUCAUGUAAUAAUGAAUUUUUUCUGGAAUAUUAUUCAAAAGAUUUACCAAAGUAUUUACGUUUUCCACCAUCAUUAUGGAUUGCUAUUAAAUAUAUGUUAGGUCCACUGUUAACAGAAAGAUAUUUUGAUUUAAAAGUUGUUAUAUGCUGGAGUCAUUCAUUUAUUCGACGACAUAUGAAACAGAAAUAUUUAAAAAGAGUUGAAGAUAUUCGUAUUGCACAUCGAGAUAUAGCAAAUUAUUUUCUUGAAGCUUUUAUUGAAUCAAAACCAUUGAUUGAUAUGAAUCGAAACGUUCAAAUUAGAGGUGAUAAUGGUCGUCGUUUUAUUUUACAACAACCACUUCUAUAUUCUGAAGUAGCAUAUAAUUAUCGACGACUUAGUGAAUUAUGGUAUCAAUUAAUGCAUUCUGGUGAUAUUGAUCGUUUAAAAGAAUACACAUUAUGUUGUUUUGAAUAUUUAUUAUCAAAAAUUCAUGGUCUAUCUAUUGAACAAUUGCUUUGGGAAUUUGAUAUAAUCUGUAGUAAUAUACUUGAUGCUGAUAUACUUCUUGUACAAGCUACAUUAAAAACUAUAACAAAUAUUAUAUCUUCUAAUCCAAUGUUACUUGCAGGAGAAAUUAUUUUACGAUUAAAAAAUAUUAAAAGUCGUUAUAAUGAACAUAUUGAAUCUUUAUAUGUUCAAGCACAUGAAUGGUGUGAAUCAUGUAAUACACCUGUAUUUGUACCACUUUCAUCAUGGAUAUCAACAAUUCCACCAAUGACAAUAACAAUUUUACCAUGUAAUGAUUAUGUUUAUAAAAUAACUCCAACAACAUUUAAUCAACAUGUUUUUUGUGCAACACGACAAAAUGAAAUUGCAAUGUAUCAUAUACCAUCAAAAAAACUUGUCAAAAAAUUUACUAGUCAUGCAGGAUUAAUAACAUCAAUUAAAUUAACAUAUAAUAGCAAAUAUUUAGUAUCAGCAUCAUUAGAUCGAACUAUUAAAUUAUUUAAUCUUAAUUCGGGUGAUUUAGAAAAUACUUAUAAUGUUCAUCAAGAUGAUAUACUUUGUAUGACUGUUUCACAUAAUAAUGAACAUAUUGUAACUGGUUCACGUGAUCGAUUAAUUAUUGUACUUCGUCUUGAAACAGGUGAAAUCGAACAUUCAAUUGAACAACAUACAGAUGCUGUUACUGGAAUUGCUCUUACACAAGAUGAUAGUAUUUUAAUUUCAGGAUCACGUGAUCAAACAAUAAAACGAUGGACUUUUCGUGGAAUGCAAUUACUUGAUAUUAUUGAUACAAUUGGAUCGCCUAUUAAGCAUAUGAUUAUUUCAGCUGAUGAUACAUUUAUUAUCAUUGCUUGUGAUGAUACAUCAGUUCAAGUAAAAUCACUUGUAACUGGUAGUGAUAUUCAUCGACUUGAAGGACAUACAUCAGAAGUAACAAGUCUUUCAAUAUCACAAGAUUCAAUAUGUUGCUAUGUGGGUUGUGUUAAUACAUAUGUUUAUGUUUAUAAUUUUCGUUCACGUCUUCUACUUCGAACAUUAACACAUCAUGAUUCACCUGUAACUGAUCUAUAUGUAUCUGCAGAUGAUUGUUUUCUAUUUUCAGCAGCCGAAAAUGCAAUACAUGUAUUAAAUGUUAAACAACAAUUUAAUGGUUUUCCUAAUGAUGAUCCAUUAUCAACACAAAAUUCUAUAACGUCAUUAUCGAUUUCACGUGAAGGUGAUGUUGCUAUCGCUGGUUGUGCAGCUGGAAUUGUCCGAUUAUAUAAUUUAAUUGAUGGAGAACUUACAGAACAAAUUGUUGAACAUCGUGCACCUGUAACACAAGUUGCACUUUCACAUUCAUAUCUAUUUUCAUUAUCUGGUUCAAAAGAUACAACUGUUAAAGUCUAUGAUAAUGAAAUGGGAGAAAUUGUUACCGAAUUUACUGAACAUUCCGCUUCAAUAUCACAUUUACGUAUAUUAGAAGAUAAUCGAAAGAUUUUAUCAAGUGAUGAACAAAAUUACAUCAAAACAUGGUGGGCCAAUACGGGUGAAUUGAUUGAUUCAUAUAAUGUCCCAUGUAAAAUGCUUGGUGUAUCUCCCGAUGGAAAAUAUGUUGUAUCAGGAAAUGCUGAUAAUAUUUUAAAAAUUUGGUCAUUGGAUGAUGCACGUGUUGUCCGUUCAAUUGAUCAUACAGAAGGAAAAAUUACGUGUAUAGCUUUUAGAUCUGAUUCACAGUAUUUGAUCACAGGUGGUGAAGAUUGUAGUUGUAAAUUAUGGGAAUUAUCAUCGGGAAAAUUAACACAAGUUUUGGUUGAACAUGAACAAUCAAUUACAGCUGUUGCUAUAAGUGAAGAUGGAAAACAUGUUUUAACCGGUGACAAAGAUGGUCAAGCAAUACUAUGGUCAUUUGUAGACGGUGCUGUUGUACAUAAACUUCUUAGACAUAAAACUGCCAUUGUUUUUGUUUCAUUAACUACUGAUGGCAAUAUUGCGAUUACAGCUUCCCAAGAUGGUCUUCUUUCAGUUUGGUCUACUAUAACAGGCACUUAUAUAGCAACGUUUUAUUUCAAUCAUACUCUCGUUAAAUUAAAUGUUUCACAGAGUGGAAUUCGUUUUGCGGCAAUUCUACAAAAUACACCAUGUGUUGCUAUGCUUAGCCUUUUUAAUAUAUCAUCAAGUGAUGCAGGUAAAAUGGCACAACGUCAUAGUCAGAUGUUUUCUGAUACAUCCAAUACUAUAUUACCAAUUAAACCAAAACCGUUACUUUAUCCGAAAGAUGCAAGUAUGUUAACAGAUUCACGACAUAAUUCAAAAACUGAUCAAGUAGUUGUUGAGCCAAUACUUGUAAGUUGA